This is a messenger RNA of Fonsecaea multimorphosa CBS 102226, 714 nucleotides long. RefSeq lists its product as uncharacterized. The transcript has a single exon. Bases 1 to 714 code for a protein of 237 amino acids. The record is from RefSeq and is a predicted model, not a curated record. NCBI's taxonomy places the organism in Eukaryota, Fungi, Ascomycota, Eurotiomycetes, Chaetothyriales, Herpotrichiellaceae.
AUGGCUCCCUUCAACCAGACAUCCCCCGACGCUCAUCCGUCAGACUCCUCUCGCGCAUCGAAUCAAGACUCUGAUCAACAGUACAUCAUCGUUCCUAUCCACCAAGACACUCCUCAGAGAGCACCAGCACCAAGCGAUUCCAAUCUCCUCCAUCAAAACGCGGGUAGUAUGCCGGAAUCCAAACCCGUCAAAAACUCCAGAAGAAGCCUCCUGCACGACCUGGCCUCGGAGCUCGAGAUCGGUCUCGAAAACCAUCAGAAGGCCAAUACCUCCGACUUCCCCCCUCGCUCCUCUGAACUGCAAUUUCCACUCACAGCCACCAACAACUCCAGGGGAAUCUCUCUCAACAGGAGCGAACAAACCCAUCCUGAGCAUGCGGGUAGCAGCUGGCUAUAUUCUAUACAGCAGCAACCACGCGAUGCUCAAUUUCAUGUCCCAUCACAACUACCGGCGUUCGUCACCUGGGACUUGCUACUCCUCGACGCGCUGAUCACCUUCUCGUGCCUCGCCUUCAAUCUGUACCUCGUCUGUGAGGUUUUGUUUCUUUCUCUCUUUCCCGGGGGGAAUGAGAGAGUCGGAGAUGGAGCGAGAGCGAGAGCGAAUCCAGCGAGAAGCAGGUCGUAUCGCCCUCGGACAAAGAGGGGAAAUACAGAAGUCGAGCAUGCGGCUUUGGAAAAGGCGAAAAGGCGUGAAAGCGGUGGGGAUGGGGAGUGA